This is a messenger RNA of Jaminaea rosea, 3325 nucleotides long. RefSeq lists its product as hypothetical. The transcript is spliced from 2 exons. Bases 61 to 3177 code for a protein of 1038 amino acids. Gene Ontology annotation, molecular function: DNA binding; zinc ion binding; DNA-binding transcription factor activity, RNA polymerase II-specific. The record is from RefSeq and is a predicted model, not a curated record. Lineage: Eukaryota; Fungi; Basidiomycota; Exobasidiomycetes; Microstromatales. Gene Ontology annotation, biological process: DNA-templated transcription; regulation of DNA-templated transcription.
CGUCGUCCGUUUCCACCUCGCACCUCACUUGCUCCUCCUCCUCCUCCUGUCGCAGGCAGGAUGGAGCGGGAUCCGGCCGCUGAGGCUACCAUUGCGGCUGUGGCUGCUGCUGCCGCUGCUGCGUCGGAUCAAGCGCGUGAUCAGGCGCAAAUUCAGGCAGAGGACCAGCACGUCUCGGGGGAACACCACCUCGAAGAGGAUGGACAGCAUCCACUCGAGCAUAUGCAUUCCGACGAGGGUCAGCAUAACGGGGAAGACGAAGCUGUGGACGCCAAUGCCAUUCCUGAGGAGCACGAUGCGACUGCCGACACGGAUGCUCAUCACUACCAACAGCAAACUGAAGAGGCCGCCCAGCAGGCUGUCGCUGCUGCAGCCGCUGCUCAAGCCGCUCAACGUGAGAGAGAGGGGCGCGAGGAGGAGGGACGCGAGGGGGAGGAGCAUGCGCACGAUCAUGAUGGCAUGACAUCGACGGCUGAGGGGGAGAUUGUGCUUGGAGACUCUGGCUCGCCAUCCGGCGACUCGCAUCAUCGCAGCAAAGUCCGCUCUGCCGGUGCUUCCGCGGCCAAUGCGGCGAAGCGGCGCAAGAUCAAUACGUGUCUGGAGUGCAAGUCGAGAAAAGUCAAGUGCGACAAAGUCAGACCACUCUGCGGGCCCUGCCGCAAGCACGGUUUGACGGAAGGAUGCACAUGGGCCAUCGAGGUCGCAGACCCUAGCAAUGGCGGUCAGGACGCAGGCUGGGCCGCUACUGAGCUGACUGCCGCAGCCAACGACGCCAACGCCGCAUCAUCAUCGUCGCAUCCAAAUGGUGGAUGGGCUUCGCCGGCAGCAGCAGCUCUCGCCAACCAAUUUGCAGCGUCCGCAGCUGUCCAAGCUGCAGCUGCCUCUGCGUCAGCCUCCGCAUCAGCAUCUGGAUCUUCAGCCGCAGCACGAGGGGACAGGGGGCCACAAGAAGACGGCAGUUCUUCCACGACGACCGAUCAGCAUCACGGCCACUUUGCAACUGCCUUUGCCGAUCCCAACGGGGCAGCUUCUCACCUCGAGUCUCUCCUCAGCGACAGAGGGCAAUUCGCCGCGUGGGGUCAGCAGUUUGCUGCUGCAUCUGAGCAUGAGCGCGGGACAGCCGCCGACGCAUUGGCAUUGAUCGCUCAGCAACAGGCGUCUUCGUCGUCGCAUCACACGAGUGCGCAGCGUGGUGGCCGCUUCCCCUUCUCUAUGCGCGCAGAAACGGCUCGCGACGCUAUGUCGCUUCUCCCCUCGGACGCCGAUGUCGACUGGCUCCUCGACGAGGUUCUUGACGCCCAAUUCGCAGCGGCAGCGACUUUCUACGCUAGCCAUCGGUUGGUCAGGCUCCAGCUUGCCAAGUUGAGGGAGACUGAGCAAGCGCAAGUGGACGUCUCUUUUCUCGCCCUCCUCUUUUACCUCCUCGUCCUCGCUGCGGAUGUGGCUCACCCAAACGACCUUGCAUCGCGGGGCAUCGUCGAGCGAGAGGACAGCGUACCAGGGCUCGUCGAAGCUUGGCAUGCGGCAGGAGAGGCGUGUCUAUCGGCUGCAGACGCGGCGGGAUCAGCCAACCUCAACUGCGUCAUGGCCCUCACUGCCGCGCGUCACUUCUACACUUGCCAAGGUCGACUGACGCAGGCUGCCACGACGCUGUGCGUAGCAAUACGACUCGCCCAAGCGAUGGGAUUGCACAGGCUGGGCUCUGCGGCUCAGGAUCAGGCGCGGUGGACGCGGGCGUCCCGCAAGGGAGCAAGAGCGUCGCGAGCGGAGGAUGUUGUCAGAGCGACGUUUGACCAUUCGACUCUUCAUCUUGCGGGAGAAGCGGGAGACUCUUUCCACGGAAUCGCCGGCCUACCUCGACGCUCUCAUCUUAUCCGAGAGGCGAGCCGAAGGCUGUGGUACCACCUAGUCGCACAGGACUGGCUCACUUCGUCAGAGCGUGGGAUACCGUCGCAGAUACCAGAGGGAUCGUGGAGUACAGCAUUGCCGCUCAAGGUGGACGAGGAGAGCUUGGCAGAAGGCGAUGGCGGGGCUCUUCCAACAGAGAAGGAGCUUGACAGCGAGCCGACCGAUGCCGCUGGCGUGUUGUAUCUGUGGUGGAUUGCGGAGGCGAGCGAGGCGCGAUCAGAGCGAGACGGCCUGCGAUCAGAGCCAGGAGGCCUGCGAUCAGAGCGACCCGGCUCUUCUUCGCCACCUCCUUCGCCAGACGUUCGCAUUGGCACUCGGCUGCAUUCACUCCUCGACGAAUUGCCCAUCUACCUGCGGCUCGACGGCGAGUCGGAGCACAACCCUGUGGUAAGAGAGCAAGAGAGUGCUCGGCCCUACCUGGCAGCACUUCGCUUCGUCGUCCUGACCACGAUACACCAUCGGCUGCUGAGGCUACAUCGGCGGUGUCUCGCGGCGCGAGGCACGCAGGGCGAGGUCGAGGGCGAGGAGGGCGAGCAGUCUCAACAAACGAGGAGCACAAGAGCAUCGGUCGACGCAGCCAGAAUGAUCAUCUUCAUCCGCCAAUCCAUUACGCAGCGGGAUCAUCAGCCUACAGGAUCCAGCGGCACGGCGUCGUCCAGCAGCGCAGGAGCAGCUGGCGGUGGAUUCGAGAAGUUCUGGUUGUACCGCCACCUCAUCUUCGACGCCGCGCUUGCACUUGCUGUCCAUCUCUUGCGUCUCACCACAGCGACGAAGCAGGAUGGACACGUGGAGGGCAGUCUCAACAACAGCGAGGAGGAGCGCGCCAGACUACGAGACGAGAUCAGCGUAGCUGUCAGCAUGCUGGCGUACGAUCCGCAUGCACUUAGCGGGCAUGGAGGAGCGGCAGCGGCGGCGGCGGCGGCGGCGUCGUCGCCGAAUGGCAAUGCUGGAAGCGGGGCAGCGCAGGGCGAUCCGUUUGCACGCGCGAGGCAGAUUGUCGCCCGGGUGCUCGCUAGCGGAGCGAAGGAGGAGGGGCAUGACAGGGCGGGCGGCGAAGAGUUGGAGACUCUGUAUGCGGAGGUUGGUGACGUCGACGCCGCUGCGGCGCAAGAGGAGCAGGAGGAUGGCGCGACAGAUCUCAGCCUUGCCGCGUCGCUGGGGAGGCUCAUCGCCGAGGCGCAGGGUAAGGGGACGGUGGAGGACGAAGCGAGAGACAAGGACCUUCUGUGGACCGUUCUCAGCCUACACGCACGGCCGGGCUUCGUGUAGGCAUGCGCGCGAUGUCGGCGUGCCGCAGGCGAUGUUGUAGAUUGGUAUAUACCACGACAAUAAGAUUAGCAACUCGAGAGAUGACAUGAGGCAGUGCCCACCGCCACCUCAGCUGCGCGACACGAGCUUCGUCCACUUGUCCGUCAGC